Miscanthus lutarioriparius is the source of this 1080-nucleotide messenger RNA. Lineage: Eukaryota; Viridiplantae; Streptophyta; Magnoliopsida; Poales; Poaceae. The record is from the annotation of a GenBank genome assembly.
AUGGUGAGGACGGCGGCCGGCGCCGCGGAGGGGGCGGUGCGGCGGUGGGUGGAAGCCGCCGGCGGGCACCUAGUCCUGGACGGCGGGCUGGCCACGGAGCUCGAGGCCAACGGCGCCGACCUCAACGACCCGCUCUGGAGCGCCAAGUGCCUCCUCUCCUCCUCGCACCUCAUCCGCAAGGCAAGCCACCCUCCCACCCCCCAAAAACCCCACUCUUGGCUGGACAUGGACAUCCGGGGAAAGGUCCAUAUGGACUAUCUUGAAGCCGGUGCAAACAUUCUAAUCACGGCAUCAUAUCAGGCCACUAUUCAAGGGUUUGAAUCAAAGGGCUUUUCACAAGAGCAAAGUGAAAACUUAUUAACAAAGAGUGUUGAGAUUGCACUGGAAGCUCGUGAGAUGUUCUUGAAGGAACAUUUGGAGAAAUCCAUUCCUAUACAGCAUCCUAUUCUGGUUGCAGCAUCUAUAGGGAGUUAUGGGGCUUAUCUUGCUGAUGGCUCUGAGUACAGUGGGGAUUAUGGUGAAGCUGGUACAAAAGAGUUCCUGAAAGAUUUUCAUCGGCGGAGGCUUCAGGUUCUUGCUGAAGCAGGCCCUGAUUUGAUUGCUUUUGAAACGAUCCCCAACAAACUGGAAGCUCAGGCAUAUGUUGAACUCCUUGAGGAAUGUAACAUCAAUAUCCCUGCAUGGCUUUCCUUCAACUCAAAAGAUGGAGUGCAUAUUGUGAGUGGUGACUCAUUAAUUGAAGGCGCUACUAUUGCUGACAAGUGUGCAAAGGUUGGUGCGGUCGGGAUAAACUGCACACCUCCAAGAUUUAUUCAUGGACUGAUACUCUCCAUUAGAAAGGUCACGGACAAGCCUAUUCUGAUAUAUCCCAACAGUGGUGAAAGAUAUGAUGGUGAAAAAAAGGAGUGGGUGGAAUCCACUGGUGUAUCAGAUGGUGAUUUUGUUUCUUAUGUAAAUGAAUGGUGCAAAGAUGGGGCUGCGCUUAUCGGCGGCUGCUGCAGGACAACUCCAAACACUAUCAGGGCCAUACAAAGAACUCUAAACCAAGGCUUCAACCAGCAGCACUUACCUGUAGCAUAG